This is a messenger RNA of Pseudomyrmex gracilis, 3178 nucleotides long. RefSeq names its product calcium-binding mitochondrial carrier protein SCaMC-2-A (gene SCaMC). The record is from RefSeq and is a predicted model, not a curated record. The transcript has 6 exons. Gene Ontology annotation, biological process: transmembrane transport. Gene Ontology annotation, molecular function: ATP transmembrane transporter activity; calcium ion binding. NCBI's taxonomy places the organism in Eukaryota, Metazoa, Arthropoda, Insecta, Hymenoptera, Formicidae. The coding region runs from base 1213 to 2235 and encodes 340 amino acids.
UUUCGAAGUUUAUUGUACACCGACGCUUUAUGUGAAACAUAUGGUAGAUCUACUAGAAAUUCAGGAAUUUCGAUAAAUGUAAAAGGCCAAAUUUUUUUAUGUGAAGAAAAAAAAAACCGGUCUGAGACGAAAUGCGCACAAUUUCGUCAGAGUCAUUUGUACAAAGUAUUUUUAAAGUACUUCAGAUAAGUGCUCCGGAAUGUUAUUUUAUUACGUGUGUAGAAAAAAUAAGUUUACGGACAAAUAAUAAGUUUGUGAACUGUGUUGUGUGGAACUUUGGAACUGUUAUCACGCAAAUUAGUUCGGAUGACGCGUAUGUGUGACGUCAAAAAGUAAACGACCAAAGAUGAACGACAAAAGUGGAGAGAAGGGAGCAGACAGGCAGACACUGCUUAGGCUCGUUUCUCGUAUUGGAGGGGCGUUAUCUUCGUAUCCGGAAUUUCCUCAUGACUGCAUGCUGAGCUGAGCUGGUAUUCGUUAGUCUCACGAUCGGACUCCGAGCCUUCGAAUCGCCGGUUCGUAGCUCGUUCUACUCUCUUCAGUCUCGUACAAGAUCGCUCAAGAGAUAGACCAUUACCUUUUUUCUUGACUAAAACACGCUUUUCACCACACGUGCUCGUUUGGUUUUCUAUCGGCGGAUAUACUCGCAAUCAUCGGAAACACUUCUGACGAUCGUUUCAAGAACCGACAAGUCACUUCGAGCAAUCGUAAUCUCCGUGGAGUUGCUAGAUCUAAAGAUAACGAAGAGAAACAGUGGAAAAUUAUCAGAAAUUCGUGUAACCUCAAUCAGAGCAAAUUUCUUGCGGAAUAGAAAGUUCCCGAAAGUUCGAGAAAGUGCAGACUCGGCGCAAGUGCGACAGAAAAGUGUGUGCGAGCGUGAUUGACUUCACUGAGUAAGCGUGACCCUGGUUGGCAACCACGUGACUAAAAUAUAUCAGUGAGAAUAUAAAUUAAUUGCGAUUAGCGAGGGAGUGAAGAAAUAAAAAGUGUCAUUGUGGUUUUUUUAUGAAGGAAAUAAACAGAAGAAUUAGAAGGACAGGCAAGAAGGACGAAAUGAAACGGAACAGUUCGCGGAGUUGAAGGACGGAAAUAAAAAAGCAACACAGAAAAAAGUAAAACAAGAAGGAACCAAAAGUGACGGAACAGCGCGGAAAGUUUCACGCGACAGGCGUGUGUGUGAAUGCGUGUCUCGCGUUUACAGCUGAUUUCAACAUGUACGCUCUGAAAGAGCCGGGAUUUCUCGGUCACGACAGCACCCCGUCCACGUCUCAAGUGUGCACCGAAUUCCUGCGGAGUUAUCAUGAGCUCUUGCAACGGUAUAUGGACAUUGGGGAGGAUAUUGGCAUCCCCGAAGAAUUCACAAAAGGCGAAAUGGUAUCAGGAAUAUGGUGGCGGCACUUAGUAUCUGGUAGUAUAGCAGGUACGGUAUCGCGCACCUGCACCGCACCUCUUGAUCGCGUUAAGGUCUACUUGCAGGUCCACGGCACACGACACUGCAAUAUCAUGAGUUGCUUCAGGUACAUGCUGCGUGAGGGUGGCAUACUCAGUCUAUGGCGCGGAAAUGGCAUUAACGUGCUCAAGAUCGCACCGGAGCACGCGCUCAAGUUUAUGUCGUACGAGCAUUUGAAGCAAGUGAUCAAGGCGGGCGACGACGGACACGAGAUUCAAAUGUACGAACGUUUCUGCGCUGGAUCCACGGCCGGCGGAAUUAGCCAGUCAGUCGUCUAUCCCCUCGAGGUGCUGAAAACGAGAUUUGCGUUGCGGAAAACCGGCGAAUUCAACGGUAUUGCUGACGCGGCUAAGAAGAUAUACAAGCAAGGUGGUUUAGUGUCCUUUUACAAAGGCUAUGUACCUAAUUUAAUAGGAAUACUUCCUUACGCUGGCAUCGAACUGACCGUCUACGAAACGUUGAAGAAAAAUUAUCUACGUACGCACAGUAAGACGGUAGAACCGGCAUGGUGGGUCAAGUUGAUGUGUAGCAUCACCGCAACUACGGCGGGUCAGGUCUGUUCGUAUCCGUUGGCACUUGUGCGGACGCGAUUGCAGGCCCAGAUCGGACCUAAUCACUCACCUAAUACCAUGAUAGGCGUUUUCAAAGACAUCCUCAACCGCGAAGGAAUACGCGGUUUGUACCGCGGUCUCACACCCAACUUUCUUAAGGUCGCACCUUCCGCCUCUAUUAGUUACUUAGUGUACGAACAUUUUCGGGAAAUGUUAGGCGUCAAAAUGACGUGAUGAACAUGCAUACUAGGUGACUGACUAAUUCAAUUAAUUAACUUAUUUUCUCUCUUUAUCUUUCUCUGUCUCUCUCAUCUCUUUUUCCCUAUUUCUUCUCUCAACACAGUAAUGAUUAUCGAUAUAAAAAGAUAAGUUCUUGUUUGUCUAUACGAAAGAAGAACUAAGCAACAAAAUAGCGGCGUUUAUUUAUUUAUUAUCCUAAACUAUCGUUUUUCCAAUUAUAAUCGAACGUUUUCUUUCACAGUCAUUUUAAUUUAGUAAGAUUUUUUAGUAUAUAUUUUUUUUAACAUUUUAAUAUUAAUAACUUAAUAAAAAUAACUGCAAAGAAUCAAACGUUUAUAUGUUGUGAUUUUUUUCUCCAGAAAUUCCUAUCGUGUAUUAUUAAUUUUAUUGGGUAAAUUUCGCGCAUCAAACGAAGUAUUAUGUAAUGACUGUUUGUUUUCUUUUUUUGUCCCUAACAAAAUAAAAGUUACCUUGAAUAUCGUUACAAAAAAUAAGAGACAGGCCAGUUCUUUCGAUAAUUUAUUUAGUAUAAAAGUUUGUUUUUGAUAGAAAUGUUUUCUCCUUUAACUGCGGACACAUUGUACAUGUCAUGUUUUUCUUUUUUUACAAAUUCUAUAUAUAGAUUUAUUACCUUAUAUGCGUAUGCAGUAGUCCACGCGUAACCUUUGCAUACAAAGUCCACUUAGUAUUAUCAAUGAUAAGGCCAGUGUUUUGCGCCGAAAAUUCUUCUGGAAGAAUACAAAUAAGAGAUUAUCAAUCAUGCAGUUAAAACGAUGCCGCAGUUAAAAGGGUUAGUCAGUACAAAAUGUUUCUACAUAAUAUUUUACGAGAUGUAUAAGUUUUCCUGUAGAUUUGAUAUGCCAUUUAAAUUUUAUAUUAUAGAAACAUAUAUGUAUAAAUUCAUUAUUUUUUGCAGAAACUAUAUUAUAAUACUUAA